Messenger RNA from Sodiomyces alkalinus F11, 552 nucleotides. RefSeq lists its product as hypothetical. The record is from RefSeq and is a predicted model, not a curated record. The transcript has a single exon. The coding region runs from base 104 to 472 and encodes 122 amino acids. Lineage: Eukaryota; Fungi; Ascomycota; Sordariomycetes; Glomerellales; Plectosphaerellaceae.
GUUUGUGGGUUUGGCGUUUUAGCGGGGUGCCGAGACUUCGAGUCCCAUUCACACAGUAUAUAUCCUUUUUCCCACGGGAUCAGGGAGGCUACUCGUACGGGAGAUGGGAGUUUCAUUUUACAUGGUAUGGGGAGGUACAUUCUUAGGCCAGCUUCUACUAGCACGACAUGUUCACUUUUCUUGUUGGAAUGGCGCGCGUUGCAGUUUUCCCAGGCGCACCGGGUGGCCUGAUAGAGCGGCGGCGAUACGGGAGACCAAAAGGGGGACAUCACACGAUACCAUUAUUGAUAUGCAAUCAUCGAUGCAUUGGGCGCUGGGUGAGAAUGGGAAAUGCCAUAAUGGCUUCUUUAGCGGGAUGGUUCUUCCUCGGUUUCAUCGGGUUAUGGGAUCAUGUUCGCGGGGGACAACGGGGCAGGAACAUGGGAAGAAUCUUGCUUUACAUAUUUAUACGCUGGUUCUUAUAGGUAGAUAGAUGCGUGGAAGGAAUUCACAUCUUUAUUCACUAGAAAAGAGGCGUGAUCAUCAUAACAUGGUCAUACAAAGGCAAGGUCU